AUGCGCUGGAUUUCCAAAUUUAGCGACCUGAAGCUUGAUAUUGUCGGUAUCAUCGCUGUGCUGGGAGAAGGAUCCAUAACUCGAAAUGCUCAAGUGACAAGCCUUUCUUGGUGGUCCACGAUACCUAGGCUGAUGCCAGCUCCACACGCCCUGCUUGAACCUGAACGGAAAUACCGACUGCCUACAGCCCCUGGGAUUGUCGCCGGGGCGUACAGCGGCUUGGUGAAAAGGGAAGUCAACUUCUUCGCUCAGUUGCUUCACCCAGAGCCUCUGGAAGAUUACCAAGUUGAGCUUGUCCAGGUCACACGAAAAGAUGUGCCUACAGCAAACUCGAAGAUACCUUGUUCAUAUGGUCCCAAGAAGUAUGGCCCCUUAUUCUGGAUUUCGGUCGUCGGAAGUGCCAUGGCCCUGGCCUUGGUCGCGCUCUCCAUCUAUUACAGCGAUGGCUUCUCCUUGCUAGCUACCAUCAUGCUGUCGCUGGUGAGCUCAUUCGUGGGAUUUGGUACCCAUUGGAGCCUGGUAUUCCAAGAAUCGAAAGUAAAAGAGAACCGGCUGGAAGUCAUACCUCGAUCAGAUGUCAUUAUCUACUAUCCCAAUGGGUCCAUUCGAGUCAUUCGGCCAAGCACCGAAAAUAUUGCCCGGCUUUAUUUUCUGACAGAGCAUGCACAAUAUGUGAUUGACGACACCCCCUAUCGUACACUGGCUCUAUUCUCGACUGUCAUGCUUAUGACAGGGGUGGUGUCUCUGGCGAAUGCAUCCAACAUACUUCAAGUCGCCUUCGCCGCAUCGUAUAUCUUGUUGAAUGUCCUCUACUGGGGUGUCUCUGCCCUAAUGCCUUACAAAUAUCAUUGGCAACAUAUAUACGAAACCGAAAUCAUCCCGAUACAACACCAGAACCAGGAACUCGACGCGCGAGUUGUCGGCGGACGGGUCGAGGAGUUCAAAAGGAGGCUCAGACACGAAUGGCGUCGAUUCCAAGAGGCUUGGAUCUUGGAGAAGCGGCGAGAUAGAGCUUCUAAAAGAGCCGAGACGGUAUUUGAGGAGAACACCUUGGCAAGAAACUUCACCGGCGCGCUGUGGACAGCCAUUGUGUUGACCGGUACGUCUCAAUGGCUGAACGAAGCAACCACCAUCGCACCCGUGAACGUUGCCUGGAAAGAGUGGCUGCGCGAAGCUGGCCUUCAAGUCCGACCGAACAUCGAGUCUGGAGAAAGUCUUGGGAGUCAUAAUGAUGAAUGGGACGGUCGAUUCAGCAUGCAUCGUCGGCCACGUAUCCUAACAGGCCUUGAUUGGAGUUUCACGCCGGCCACCAAAGAAAAUCUGGGACCUUCUGCCCGCAAGCGCCGGAUCAAGAUCAAGUCUUGGGAUUACCAAGGACGGCUUACGGCAAUCCUACGCAGGCACGCUCCCGAAACGAGACUGACUCUUGACGACGAGGUCUUGGGGGACGACGUGUCCACUGCCGCGGCAACGUCAGAGAAGGACCCUCUGAUGCCUGCUGUGACUGAGGAGGUGUGA
Fonsecaea erecta is the source of this 1518-nucleotide messenger RNA. RefSeq lists its product as hypothetical. Bases 1 to 1518 code for a protein of 505 amino acids. NCBI's taxonomy places the organism in Eukaryota, Fungi, Ascomycota, Eurotiomycetes, Chaetothyriales, Herpotrichiellaceae. The transcript has 3 exons. The record is from RefSeq and is a predicted model, not a curated record.